Drosophila grimshawi is the source of this 4342-nucleotide messenger RNA. RefSeq names its product yemanuclein (gene yem). NCBI's taxonomy places the organism in Eukaryota, Metazoa, Arthropoda, Insecta, Diptera, Drosophilidae. The transcript is spliced from 6 exons. The record is from RefSeq and is a predicted model, not a curated record. Gene Ontology annotation, cellular component: nucleus. The coding region runs from base 840 to 4337 and encodes 1165 amino acids.
GAGUGCAGUGAAAAUGUUUAGCGUUGAAGACGGCACAAGAUUUGAUUAAGAAACAAAUUACAAAACUUCUCGUAAAUGUGCAAAACCUUUACGCUUAAAUUUAAUUGAAGCCAGUCCCAAACUAAGUAAGCCAUUCGCGUGCAUUAUCCGUUGUGUAUCUUGGUCACUUGGCAUUGUGUUCUUCGCGCCGGCUGGACGCCAAAAAAUUACAAAUUUAUUUUCAAUUCACAGAAAAAAAAAGAAAAAAAAACUAGUGUUAAAUGUUUGCAGUGUUGCUGCUGGCCUGCAAUUAGCCAAAAGUGAAUGAAUUCCAAGGAAAAGUUAAAGGCAUGCAAGCAAUUUAAAUGCCGAUGCCAAUGCAUUUGUUUAUGUUUUUAGUGCUGGACACAUUUUCGUAAAAAGUGAAAACAGGCCAGCAAGGAACUGGUGUGUGGUGUACGUGAGCAAAACGCAGCAAGCAGAAAACAGACAUCGCUGCUGUGACACAGCCACAGCCAUUAGCCAUUAGCCAGCAGGAGGUGGGGCCCGACGUCGCUGUCGCCGUUGCCGUCGCUGUCGUCGUCGUCGUCGUCGUCGUCGUUGCUGCUGCUGCUGCUGCUGCUGCCUGUUUGCCAUUGUUUUUGUUUGGCAUAGAAAACACCACGCGGCGUGCCGCUUACCAAAAGGGCGGGAAUGCAAAAUUAAAAAAACAGUAAACGGUAAACGGUAUCGUGUACGUGUGUUUUUUUUUCGUAUUGCAUUUGCUUUGUUUUGCUAUUUCUUUCAUUUUUGCUGUUGUGAUUUUUGUGUUUGUGGUGUGUUUUUGAAUUCAGCUUCACAAUUGGGGGGCGGCGGCGGCAAUGUCGAAGCUGGGCGAGCACAAGCGUGUGUCCUUUACCACAAUCACCAGCAGCCAGCGCAGCAUUUUCCAUAGCCAUGAGGCGGGCUUUUCGCGCUUCGGCGUUGAUCUCCUCGAUUCGGAUGCCGGCGGCCAGUCGAACAAGAGCAGCCGAUCAGCGAAUAAAACUGUGCGAUUGCAGAUGGAUAUGUUCGAUACGGACACCUUCAGAUAUCCCGAGUUCAACUACUCAAAGCUCUUGCAUCUGGAGAAGAAAAAGGCUAAAAUGCUGAAGGCCAAAAAUGGAAGCAAUGAUCCGUUUGGCGAUAAUGAUGAUGAUGUGGCACGCAUUGCCAAGGAGCUGGAGGCCAAGUAUGGCAAUGCCUAUGCCCUGGGCCGUGGCAGGCGCAAAAAGAAUGAGUUCUGUGACAUUGGCAUGGGAUACGAUGAAACCGAUUCCUUCAUAGACAACACUGAAGCGUACGACGAAAUCCUGCCCGAAGAGGUGGAAACACUACAGGGUGGCUUUUAUAUCAAUUGCGGCGCAUUGGUGUUUAAGAACUUGAGGAAAAAAUCGAGCACAAGGCGUACCGAUGCCAUCAUCAAGAUGCCGGAGCGUUCGCGCAAGCGUGUCGUGUCCAGCAGCUCGGAUGAUUCGUCCGAUGAGUCAUCGUCGAACUCAUCCAGUGAAACGGAGCAGAAGGAAGCCGUUAAUAAUAAGGUUUACAAUAAUAACAAUAACAAUGAUAAUGAGGAUGAUGCUGCUGAUGAUGGUGAUGAUGAUGACGAUGAUGAGGACGAUGAUGACGACGAUGAUGAUGACGAUGAUGAUGAUGAUUCAGACAGCGAGAGCAUCGAUGAGUCAGAGAGUGAGAGCGAAAGUCUGGACGAUGCCGUUAGCGGCUCAUCCACGAAUCCCACGAAUUCCAACAACAACAAGUUCAAACAGAGCUCGCUGAAGCGUCCCAAAACCACCGGUGAGGCUGCCAAGCAAAGGAACAACAGUGUCAAUAGCAAAAAACCAAGCAACAAGCUGAAUGUGCCUACAUCCUCCUCCUCGAACUCGCCACGUCCCAAUGCCAUAGAUGUUUCGGACUCGGAGGAGCGGCAGGUUCAGGCUCAGGUUCAUGCUCAGGCUCAGGCAUUCAAGAAGGUGGUGAAGACAACGACAGUCAAGGAUAUGCUGAAGGCCAAAAGAGAUAGUUUCCUCAAGUCACAGGGCCAGCUGGUGAACGGCGAACUGAAGUGCAUCGCCUCGAUGAAUGUGGAAUCCAGCACCGAUAAUGGCGACACCGAUUCAGCCAGUGAACAAGGCAAAUCCGAGAAGCUCACCAAGGGCAGGGAAAGAGAGAACGACAAUCUACGCACUGCGGAUACCAUUUUACCUGCAACACUCGAUAAGGACAUACUUGGUAGCAUCAACAACUUCAAGGAGCUGGUCAGGAGCAGAGACUUGUGCGGCAAAAGGUUCCCGCUCGAUAGCAAACUGACGGUGCUUCUGCUCAAGAUUUAUGAGGCGCUGCUGUGCACGGAGCGCAACGAGCGAAACAUGGUGUUUGCUCAUCUAGAAUAUCAGCUGCAGCUGCCCAAGUACUUUAUAUUGCGCAAGGCGAAGGCCGUGCGUGCCCGCGAGGAAAAGAACAAGACGACCAUUGCUUUGGAGCGCCUGCGCAAGGCGGUCGCCGAGGUUAUGCCCAAGGCGAUAGCCAACUACGAGAUCGAGUUGCAUAAGUUUGCAGAGCUUGCUGCUGCGGAUGUCAACGCGGAGCAUCCGCCAAAGAUGCCGCGCAAAAAGUUCCAGUUUACCAAUGAGCUGCGCGAGCGACUUUACGAGGUCUACCAGGCACGCUGGACGUCCUAUGCUGUGCUGGGCCGACGCAAGGAUUCGCUCGAGCAGUUCAUCAAUGGCUAUCUAAAAGACAAAGUAUUGGAUUUGUGGGCCACCGGCUGGAUGCGCUACGAGGAUCUGCAGCGCGAGAUCGAACGGUAUAAGAGCGCUAGCAAAAAGCUGAAGGAGAAAGCAAAGAAGACAUCGGCAACAAGUAGCGGAAACACAGCAAUUGCAGCAAUCACAGCCACAACAACAACCACAACAGCAACUGCCAAUAAUUACCUGAAGCAACUCGAUGAGCUGACGCCCAUCGAACAGAGUCGAUCGCGUGCCAAUUCCGAUACGGAUUCUGCUACAAGUGCCUCAUCAAAUAGCGUCAUGCGUAAGCUUUCAUUGUCCGCAACGAGCACAGCCCCAAUACAACAGAACAAUCCGAAGCCGAGCGUUAAGCCGCCCAAAAUCAAUAUCCAAAAACAAUUGGCGGCCACGCUUGCACAGAUGUCGCAAGUGCCGCACGUGCCGUAUACACAAGGGGUCACGGAACCAAUGUCACUGCCCGCUGUCAAUAAUUAUCUGAAGCAAUUCAAUGACCUCAGUGUGACGGCUUUGCAGAGUCGCUCGUGUGCCAAUUCCGAUACAGAUUCCGUUGCAAGUGUCCCAGCGACGAGCCUCAAACGCAAACUGGAGAAACCAUCCAUCCAUCCAGCCGGCAUUGGCGUUCAGUCGAAGCCGAGCAGCAAGCCGGCCAAAAAGAAGAAAUCACUGCCAUCGCCAUCGCAACAGCCAGCACAGACGAUCCAGCUGGAUACGCUGAUGUCGCAGCCGUGCACUUCUGCGCAGGCAGUGGCAUUGAAUGCGGCAGCUGUAGCCGCAGCCGCAAGCAUGCUGGAACUGGCCUCACCCACCAAGACGACGGAUCCCAGCUUUCACACUAUGAUAACACCAACAACUGUUGUCACGGCUGCCACAGCUGCCAUCUCUCCGGCGGUGGUCUCCUGCAAGAAUUCGGCGUUUAGUCUGCCAAUUGGUGCAUUACAUUCCACAACGAACGUGCUAAGAGGCGGAGCAACGAGACCGGUGCCCCACAUUAUCAAUCUGGAUGAUUACAAGAGUCCCAGCGAUAUAUUGCAGACAUCUCAGCAGCUGGCUGCAAACAAAUGGCCCGUCCAUGCAACGCCGCCGACGCAAGCGACGCCGCCGGCACUGACCGUGCCCGAUUCUGUGAUGGAUUGUGAGAGCAGCAGUGAAUCCGAUGGCGUGGAGAUUGUGGGUGUCUUCCCAGCUGCCGUAACCAAACAGUCAACCAUCGUAAAGAGCAAAGCGACAUCGGUUAUCAGCAAAACGGGCACCGAGCCCAAUGGACUCAAUAAUGGGCUGGGCUUCCUCCUGGACAACAGGUACUGCUACAAAAAUAAUAAUGUAACCGUAACAAGCAAGCCGACUCCAAGCGUAAUUCGCUCGAUGACAUCACCAGUGACACCGUCUGCCGGUGUCCUUGGCUACGAUCUCAGUCGCAAUCCGCAGAUACUGAAUAAGUUAUCGGAAAUAUCUGCGUUGGAGAAGCAAAUGAAACUGUCACAAUGUUCGCUUUUUAAGGAUGCCAGUCCAAGUGCUGGUGCUGGAGUGGGAGCAGGAGAAGCCACCGGAGUCGGAGCGAGUGCCAGCGCGGGCACAACCACUCAUCAAUGACAUAC